AUGACAUACAUCACAUCCUCAUGUAUUGAUUCAAUGCCUUUUGUGAGCAACACCACAGGAAAGACUAAGUGCUUGGUUAAGCCUGCUGCUUCAAAUACUAACGUCAUAAAGCUUUUAGAUUCUGCCCCAUCCAGCUUGAGGUAUGUCUCCAUGCAAGUUGUUCAGGUUCAAGUUCAAUGCGACAAGAUCCUUAGAUUGCUUUUUGCUGUCAUGUUGUGGCACAAAAGAGAAGAAAUGGAUCCAGACAGAGAGUUUCCAUCUAAAUUCAAAAGAACCACAUUUGAUGAUAAUCUAGGGAAGCCACCUCUCAGGUUAUUGGAAGUCAACCAAGCAGGAGGUUAG
Sphenostylis stenocarpa is the source of this 342-nucleotide messenger RNA. NCBI's taxonomy places the organism in Eukaryota, Viridiplantae, Streptophyta, Magnoliopsida, Fabales, Fabaceae. The record is from the annotation of a GenBank genome assembly.